CUGAUGAAGCAAGAGCUGCAGCGAGAGAAGAUGUCUUCUUCCUGUGAGCGGGAAUUUCGAGAGCGGUCCCUGAAGAUGACGAAUGAGCUGGAGCCUGGAGAUGAGGAGCUGAGCCGCCUGAAGGAGGAGAAUGAGAGGCUCCGCUCCCUGACCUUCAGCCUGGCGGAGAAGGACAUUCUGGAGCAGAACCUGGAUGAGGCCCUGGAGAGCAGGCAGGAGCUGGUGAACCGCAUCCACUCUCUGAGGGAGCGGGCCAUGGCCGCUGAGAGACAGCGAAAGCAGUACUGGGAAGAGAAGGAGCAGACCCUGCUCCAGUUCCAGAAAACCAAGGUGGACUGCGAAAUGUACAGGGAGAAGAUGAACGUCCUGAAGAGCCAAGUGGUCGAGCUGCAGAAGGAGCGGGACCAGGCCUACUCAGCAAGGGAUGGAUCCCAGAUGGAGAUUUCUCAGAACCUGGCAGAGAAGGACGCACUCCGCAGGAAGGUGUUUGAGCUGACAGACCAGGUCUGCGAACUGCGCCAGCAGGUCCAGCGGCUACAAGUGCAGGCCGAGUCGCUGCCAGGGGUGAGCUCUGCUGCUGCUCAGCCCAAGCAGGAGGCGGGAGCCAGGGAGCCCUGUCCGAAGAGGAAGCAGCGGCUGGUGCGCAUGUUUGCCCUCUGCCCGUGGGACGACAGUGACGGCAGCUCCUCUGAGUCUCAGCUCUGGUCUGACCUGAGCGCCACGUCCAGCCGAGAGCUGGUGGAUAGCUUCCACUCCAGCAGCCCUGUGCCUCCCAGCCAGCAGUUCCUGUACAAGCGGGCCACAGAGGACUUCUGGGAAGACCCCUCGUCUUUCAGUGGCUGCCCCAAAACCCUGGAGGUGGACCAGGGAGGCUCCCUGGGUGCUAAGAAGGGUGAUGCAGAUUUGGAUUACGAGAUUGUAGACAGGGCAGACCUCCCUGAGUCCGAGAACAUCCUGCAGCUGUCUUCUGGGGGCCUCCACCUCGCCGCCAGUGUCCCGGUGAGGCGGAGGCCAGCCCGCAAGAUCCUGAGCCAGGUCACGGUGCUGGCCUCGGGGGACGCGCUGCUGGAGCAGAUAAGCGUUAUUGGCGGGAACCUCACAGGCAUCUACAUUCAUCGGGUCACCCCGGGCUCCGCAGCAGACGAGAUGGCCUUGUGCCCCGGCACCCAGAUUGUGAUGGUGACUCAGCAGCUGCUCAUCGCCCUCAUCCAGGACAUGGCUCAUCAGAGCACCAUGGCCCACAAGCAGCCUUCUGGGGGAGCCCAGAAGCUGGUCCGCAUCGUCGGUAUGGACAGAACCAAGGCCAGCCCUCUGUGGUCAUCCUUUGAUGGGGGCCAGUUGGACCCAAGCCAGGUAGAAGGUGAGGCGGACCCCUCCACUGUGUGCUUCUGGGCCGAAAGCUACUUCACCCUGGUGCCCUACACCCUGGUGCACAGCCACAGGCCCAGCCGGCCCCGGCCAGUGCUCUUCGUGCCCGGGGUGGUCGGGAAGAUCCUGAUGGAGAAGCUGUGCCUCUUCCAAGGGUAUAAGAAGUGCCCAGCAGCAUACCUGAGCCAGGAGGAGUAUGAUGCCUCCAGCCAGAGAGGGAACAUCAUCCAGGAGAGGGAGGCACCUGGUGGUCGCUACUGUGUCACCUGCAGAGCAGUCGAGUCCCUCAUGGGAAAGAACACCCACGCCCUCCUGGAUGUCCAGCUGGACAGUGUCCGCGUCCUGCACAAGAUGGAGAUCUUCCCCAUCAUUAUCCACAUCUCCAUCAAUGAGAAGGUGGCAAAGAAAUUCAAGAAGGCUCUGCAGCAGCUCGGCACCGCAGAGAACCAGCUCCUGGAGGCUGCCAGGCAAGAGGAGGGUGAGCUGGAUGAAGUGCCCUGUCUGUACAGCAGCCUGGCCCCCGACAGCUGGAGCGACCUGCAUGCCCUGCUCGGCUGUGUCCGCCUGGCCAUUGCAGAUGAGCAGAAGAAGGUUGUGUGGACAGAGUAGAGGCCUUGCUGAUGGCCCCUGUGUCAUAAACAAAUUCAGAAAAUGAACUUGGUAUAUUUUACUAAAAUAAAAAGCUUUUACAAC
This is a messenger RNA of Globicephala melas (long-finned pilot whale), 2061 nucleotides long. RefSeq names its product caspase recruitment domain family member 14 (gene CARD14). The record is from RefSeq and is a predicted model, not a curated record. Gene Ontology annotation, cellular component: cytoplasm. Gene Ontology annotation, molecular function: CARD domain binding. Lineage: Eukaryota; Metazoa; Chordata; Mammalia; Artiodactyla; Delphinidae.